AUGUUUAACACACCCAACGAUUGCUUUGUCCCUUCAUCAACUUCUCCAUCCGGUUUAAUAUUCAAUCGACAACAUCAUACAUCUCGUUAUCAUCCGUACAAUCGAGUGCCAUCGACUUACUAUCCCAGCAAUGAACUGGAAACUUAUUCCUACGAUAACAAUAACGCUAAUUCUAAUCCAAAUCAUCAUACUUCGACUGUACAAAAUUACGAUCAUUCGAUGAUGCCAUACGAUUAUAAUCUUGCAUGGACAACAUCAUCGUCUUCGCUUGAACACGAUAUGAGCAUAGAAGGAGCAACGACGAUGGGCUCAAAUCUUGGUGGAACAGGGGCUCCUCGUUGUUUCAAACGACGUGUAUCAGCUAACAAAAAAGAGCGCCGUCGGACACAAUCGAUAAACACCGCCUUCUCCGAUCUUCGCACUGCAAUUCCGAAUGUUCAACCUGACACAAAAUUAUCCAAAAUCAAAACACUGAAACUAGCUACGAAAUACAUUGAAUUCCUCAUGGAUAUUCUCGCUAAAGAUGAUCCAACGGCUAUGCCUAGUGCCUUCAAAGCAGAGAUUAUCAAAACACGAAAGGAUCAUCGAGAUCUAAUGAAAUUUGAUAACACUCUAUCACCACGUAAAAUCAAAGGACGAACAGGAUGGCCACAAGCUGUCUGGCAAUCUGAAUUGAAUCGCAAUGAAAACUUUCAGCAAAAUCAAUCACCCAAUGAAAUCAAUCUUUUACCUCCAACACUUUUAAACCAAGUCCAUUCGGGUAGCUUAUCAAAUUCUCCCACACUUUCUCAUAGUAGCUCGUCAUCCAGCACAAAAACACACAAAUUACGUACAUAUGACAAGUCAUAUUUAAGAAAUAACAAUGCAAAAAUGCGAUAG
Molecule: messenger RNA, 879 nt
Organism: Adineta ricciae
Lineage: Eukaryota; Metazoa; Rotifera; Eurotatoria; Adinetida; Adinetidae
Source: the annotation of a GenBank genome assembly